AUGCUUUUCAACAAAUUCACUCCUUUGGCAGUCUCUGUCUUGAGCUACUUAGGCCAAGCUGCUGCCUCCUCCGACGACUUCCCAACGAUCGAGGUUGUUGGAAACAAGUUCUUCUACUCCAACAACGGCUCCCAGUUCUACAUCAGAGGUGUCGCUUACCAGAAGGACGUUUCCUCUAAUGACAACACCAGUUUCGUCGAUCCUCUAGCCGACGAAGAAACCUGUAAGAGAGAUAUCCCUUACUUGACCGAACUUAACACAAAUGUCCUCAGAGUCUACGCUCUGGACGCUGAAGCUGACCAUGACGCUUGUAUGGACUUGCUCAAGGACGCAGGCAUCUAUGUCAUUGCCGACUUGGCCGAACCAACCCUGGCCAUCUCUUCUAUCAGCCCUGAGUGGGACUUGAAGUUAUACGAAAGAUACACCUCUGUCAUCGACAUGAUGCAAGGUUACGAUAACGUUCUUGGUUUCUUCGCCGGUAACGAGGUCAUCACCAACUCUACCGACACCAACGCUGCUCCAUUCGUCAAGGCCGCCAUCAGAGACAUGAAGGCAUACAUCUCCGACAAGGGGUACAGAGAUAUUCCUGUUGGUUACUCUGCCAACGAUGACGCCCACACCAGAAUCCCAUCUGCAGACUACUUUGCCUGCGGUGACAACGACAUCAAGGCCGACUUCUAUGGUAUCAACAUGUACGAAUGGUGUGGUAACGCUAACUUCAAAAGUUCUGGUUUCCAAGACAGAACCCAGGAAUUCUCAAACAUGACUAUCCCAGUCUUCUUCUCUGAAUACGGUUGUAACGAAGUUCAACCAAGAAAGUUCACUGAAAUUGGAACCAUCUUUUCUGACGAAAUGACCGAUGUCUGGUCUGGUGGUAUUGUUUACAUGUACUACCAGGAAGUUAACAACUAUGGUUUAGUGUCUGUUGUUGACAACGACACAGUUUCCACCAUGGCUGACUUCAAGUACUAUUCCUCUGAGAUAAACAACAUCAACCCAACCAGCGCCAAGACCUCCGACAUCUCGACUUCUGCCAAGAUCAUGUCUUGUCCUACUGGCUUUGCUUCCUACUGGAAGGCUGCCACCAACUUGCCACCAACUCCAAAUGACAGUGUCUGUGACUGUAUGGCCAACUCCUUGUCUUGUGUUGUUGCUGACGACGUUGAUGAUGACGAUUAUGAGGACUUGUUCAGUUACGUCUGCGCAAACAUUGACUGCGAUGGUAUUAAUGCCAACGGUGCAAAGGGUAAAUAUGGUGCUUACUCCUUCUGCUCCUCUAAGGACAAGUUGUCUUUCGUUUUGGACUUGUACUACAAGGCACAAAACAAGAACAAGUCUGCCUGUGACUUCUCUGGCUCUGCCACCGUUGUCACCGGUACCACCCCAUCUUCCUGUAAGUCUGUCAUCUCAGCUGCUGGCCAAUCCGGUUUAGGAUCCGCUGUCGGUGCCUCUGGUGCCACUUCCGCCACUUCCACUGACGCAGACUCCACCACUUCCAAGGAUACCAAGACCAAGACGUCCUCCGCCAAGAAGGCAGACAAGACCUCUGAGGCCGAGAAGGGUGUCGACUCUUCGUCCUCCUCAUCCAAGGUUUCCUCCAUCUCCUCUUCCAGCAAGGCUGACGCCGGCGUUGUCCGUUCCUCUUCCGCAAUGGGACUUUUCGGUCUUGUUGCAGCUUUGUUGCUAUAA
This is a messenger RNA of Pichia membranifaciens NRRL Y-2026, 1689 nucleotides long. RefSeq lists its product as hypothetical. Gene Ontology annotation, biological process: fungal-type cell wall (1->3)-beta-D-glucan biosynthetic process. Lineage: Eukaryota; Fungi; Ascomycota; Pichiomycetes; Pichiales; Pichiaceae. Gene Ontology annotation, cellular component: fungal-type cell wall; cytoplasm. Gene Ontology annotation, molecular function: 1,3-beta-glucanosyltransferase activity. The coding region runs from base 1 to 1689 and encodes 562 amino acids. The transcript has a single exon. The record is from RefSeq and is a predicted model, not a curated record.